GAAUUUUUUGGGACGAAGGGAAUAUAAAAUACAUAAAGACCAAAUAUUUACCAUAUCAGACUCGUUAAAAUCAGAUCAAACAUAAACAGAGGAGUGUAGACCAGAUCAGGCAAAAAAAACUCAGACCAAUUAAAAACAUUGUAAUAUUUAAUAUACAACUUUAAUUAAUUAUCGAUAUUAAAGGUAAACACUAUGAGCUUAGUUUAGCUAUUACUAUUACGGUAAUAGUAUUACCUAAACACGAGCACCUAGAUUCAUGCAACUAAAUAAAAUAUUCUCAAUCAGAAAAAUAUAUGGGAAUGCAUACCUCCCAUUCCUGCGACUAACGCUAGGUUUGCAUUUUGGGCUGUCGCGGUAGGAAAUGCAACACAUGUUACGGUAUCCGGGCGGCCAAUAAUUAGAUGCUCAUCCAUUCUUUGCUUCACUUCACCGAUUUCGUAAGUAAUUUUGAAACCCACUAAAAUUCUACACUUUUUGGAAUGAGAUUUUAGAAUUCUACACCGGGCUAGCUUCUUCAAUUACUGUAUUUCCGAUGGCUGCCACUCUCCGGUCAUUGAAGUUAGUAGCUCUUCUUCCAUUACUUUUUGUAUUUGCAGCCGUAUCCUUCAGCUUUUCUGCAACUCCAAUCACCGCCCUCUACGUCGGCGUUGACACUCAUGCCGGUCUUACCUUGGAUAAAGAGUGUAGUAGAACAUGUGAAUCCAAGUUCUGUGGAGUGCCUCCCUUCCUAAGAUAUGGAAAAUACUGUGGGCUGCUCUACAGCGGAUGCCCAGGAGAGAAGCCGUGCGACGCCCUUGAUGCUUGUUGUAUGCUGCAUGAUGAGUGCAUUCAAAUCAAUGGCAAUGAGUACCUAAGCCAACAUUGCAACACAAACUUUUUGAAAUGUAUGACCACAUUCGAGAAAUCGAAUGCUUUGACGUUUAAAGGCAACACUUGCGAUGUGGAAGAGGUUGUGAAUAUUAUCAGUGAUGUCAUAGAUGCUGCCAUUAUCGCUGGGAAAAUAUUCCACAAACCUUGAAUUAUGCCUUAUCUGCAUUAGGCAGACACCUCUUCACAUGUUUAGUGCCUUCAACAAAGCACUCAAGACCAAAACUGCAUGUGUGUUCUUUCAUCUUGUUUUUUUUACUGCAUUUUGAGUACUUUUCGGUGACAAUACACUACCUAGUGUGGUGUUGGAGAGUUGGAGGUAUUAGAUUCUUUUUGUUGAAGUAAACUAGUUGGGUUAAUGAACUACUCCCUCCGUCCCCUAACAAUGGGACAAGAGGGAGUGACACACAAAUCAAUAAAAAUUGUUUUAAGAUGUUGAUAUUG
Messenger RNA from Cuscuta europaea, 1311 nucleotides. Lineage: Eukaryota; Viridiplantae; Streptophyta; Magnoliopsida; Solanales; Convolvulaceae. The record is from the annotation of a GenBank genome assembly.